Molecule: messenger RNA, 1491 nt
Organism: Contarinia nasturtii (swede midge)
Lineage: Eukaryota; Metazoa; Arthropoda; Insecta; Diptera; Cecidomyiidae
Gene: cpb
Product: F-actin-capping protein subunit beta
Exons: 3
Coding region: 232-1059 (275 amino acids)
Biological process (GO): regulation of lamellipodium assembly; negative regulation of filopodium assembly; cell morphogenesis
Cellular component (GO): F-actin capping protein complex; cytoplasm
Molecular function (GO): actin filament binding
Source: RefSeq, a predicted model, not a curated record
AACCCGUAUACACAAGAAAGUCUGUAGAAACAAGACAAGUCUCUUGCUAUUUCAGUUCUAUUUUUCAUUUAAACAAAAAAAUAUACACAAAUUUGUAAAUUGUUUUAUAUUAUACUCAUUAAUCGAGUGAAAGAUCAGUGGGCAUUUUUUGCUUGAUUUUUCUCUGCAUAUAUUUUGUGCGAAUAAAUUGCCGUGUUGUGAUAACGAGAGGAAAAAAAACAUAGCAACAAAAUGACUGAAAUGCAAAUGGAUUGCGCUUUGGACUUGAUGCGCCGAUUACCGCCUCAACAAAUCGAAAAGAAUUUGAUUGAUUUAAUCGAUUUGGCACCGGCGCUAUGUGAGGAUUUACUAUCGUCGGUGGAUCAACCGCUGAAAGUGGCGAAAGAUAAGGAGAGCGGUCGAGAUUAUUUGUUAUGUGAUUAUAAUCGUGAUGGUGACUCAUACCGAUCACCAUGGUCGAAUACAUACGAUCCACCUCUUGAAGAUGGUUCAAUGCCAUCGGAACGAUUGCGUAAAUUGGAAAUUGAAGCAAACCAUGCAUUCGACCAAUAUCGUGACAUGUAUUACGAGGGUGGUGUUUCGUCUGUGUACCUGUGGGAUUUAAAUCAUGGUUUUGCCGGUGUAAUUUUGAUUAAAAAAGCUGGUGAUGGCAGCAAAAAAAUCAAGGGCUGUUGGGACUCAAUUCAUGUGGUUGAAGUGCAAGAGAAGAGUUCCGGUCGUAUGGCGCAUUACAAACUCACAUCGACAGCGAUGCUGUGGCUACAAACCAAUAAAACUGGCUCGGGCACGAUGAACUUGGGCGGCAGUUUAACCAGACAGGUGGAACAAGAUGCAAAUGUAAACGAACAAUCGCCACACAUUGCCAACAUCGGUCGGAUGGUUGAGGAUAUGGAGAAUAAAAUUCGAAAUACGCUUAACGAAAUUUACUUCAGUAAAACGAAAGACAUUGUAAAUGGUUUGCGUAGCAUUCAAUCAUUGUCAGAUCAGAAAGCACAGGCUGCCAUGAAACAAGACCUUGCCGCCGCCCUACAACGCCGAAAUCUUAAAAACGAGAAUUAAAUCAAUGUUUUGCAUAUAACUAUUACAAUUACCGAAAUGCGGGGUCAAUCGGAAAGAUAAAUGAUGAAAUAACAUUAUACAAUUCCAGAGAAAUCAUGCAUGACAGUACACGAAGAUGAAUAUUUAAUGUUUAAGCAAUUUAAGAGAUAAAAUCGUGCACACUGGGCGUUUAUUUUAUUAUUAUUAUUAUUAAUCAAGCCUCAAACUUUUUUUUAACACAAAUUUGUUCAUAAUUUCUUAAAUUUUUUAUCGCUUUUUCCGUUGUCAACUUCCUUAAAGUUUUUUCCGUUUGUAUCAAACUAAUUCGGAGAGUAUGAAUAGAGAUUAGAAGAGCAUAGAGAGAUAGAGAGAGAGAUUUUUGAACAUUCAGCUCUAAUAAAAAGAAUUAAUAAAUUUUGUACUAUCGAAAUCACUAUUGUCGGUUAAAAAACA